AUGGCCAUGGCCCCAAACCUGUCCAUGCCUCAGGUGUACACCAGCCCUGUGGCAGUGUCUGUGUGGGAGUGGCAGGACGAGCUGGGCACCUGGCACCCUUACAGCGCCAUCGUCUGCAACUACAUUGAGCAACAGUUUGUCCAGCAGAAGGGCCAGCGCUUUGGAGUGGGGAGCUUGGCUCACAGCAUCCCCCUAGGCCAUGCUGACCCCUCACUGGCUCCUUACAUCAUUGACCUCCCCAGCUGGACGCAGUUCCGCCAAGACACAGGUACCAUGAGGGCCGUGAGGAGGCACCUGUUCUCGCAGAACUCAGCUGCAGGCCGGGGCAUCGUCUGGGAGUGGCUGAGUGACGAUGGCUCCUGGACAGCCUAUGAAGCCAGCAUCUGCGACUAUCUGGAGCAGCAGAUGGCCAGGGGCAACCAGAUCGUGGACUUGGCUCCCCUGGGGUACAACUACACUGUCAACUAUGCCACCUACACUCAGACCAACAAGACUUCAAGCUUCUGUCGUAGCGUGCGACGCCAGGCAGGGCCACCUUACCCUGUGACUACUGUCAUUGCUCCGCUGGGCCACAUGGGAAUCACCUGCUCUUGCCACCAGUGCCUCAGUGGCGGCGGAACUGGACCUGUGUCAGGCCGCUACCGCCACUCCAUGACCAACCUCCCUGCAUACCCUGCCCUGCAGCCCACUCACAGGACCACCAUGGUCUUCGGGACUCAUCAGGCCUUUGCCCCGUACAGCAAACCCUCUCUGUCUGGGGCUCGGUCUGCACCCAGGCUGAACACUACCAACCCCUGGGGUGGGGCAGCCCCUGCCCUGGGAAGCCAGCCCCUCUACCGCUCCAGCCUCUCUCACCCGGUCCUUCUGCACAUGCCCCUCGGAUCCGCCACGUCCAGCCAACCCAGCACCUCCCUCCCCAGCGGUCCGGCCAGCAGCGCUGGGAGCGUCCCCGCCAGCGUACCCGUGCAGAUGCCAAAGCCCAGCAGGGUCCAGCAGGCCCUUGCAGGCAUGACGAGUGUUCUGAUGUCAGCCAUUGGACUCCCUGUGUGUCUUAGCCGCGCACCCCAGCCCGCCAGCCCUCCCGCCUCUAAAGGUCACAGCUCAGUUAAGAGAUUGAGGAAAAUGUCCGUGAAAGGAGGGACACCAAAGCCAGAGCCGGAACAGGUGAUAAAAAACUACACUGAAGAGCUGAGAACUCCUCCGGAUGAGGACUGCAUCAUCUGUAUGGAGAAGCUGUCCGUGGUGUCUGGGUACAGCGACGUGACUGACAGCAAGACCAUCGGGCCCUUGGCUGUAGGCCGCCUCUCCAAGUGCAGCCACGCCUUCCACCUGCUCUGCUUGCUGGCGAUGUACUGCAAUGGCAAUAAGGAUGGAAGCUUGCAGUGUCCUUCCUGCAAAACCAUCUAUGGAGAGAAGACUGGGACGCAGCCCCAGGGGAAGAUGGAGGUGUACACGUUCCAGGGGUCACUCCCUGGCCAUGCCGAUUGUGGGACGAUCCUCAUCGUUUACAACAUUCCUCAUGGCAUCCAGGGCCCUGAGCAUCCCAACCCUGGAAAACCAUUCACUGCCAGAGGGUUCCCCCGCCAGUGCUACCUUCCGGACAACGCCCAGGGCCGCAAGGUCCUGGAGCUCCUGAGGGUGGCCUGGAAGAGGCGACUGAUCUUCACGAUAGGGACAUCCAGCACCACCGGUGAGACGGACACAGUGGUGUGGAAUGAGAUCCACCACAAGACAGAGAUGGACCGAAACGUGACCGGCCACGGCUACCCGGACCCUAACUACCUGCAGAACGUGCUGGCUGAACUGGCAGCCCAGGGGGUAACCGAGGACUGCCUGCAGCAGCAGUGA
Elephantulus edwardii (Cape elephant shrew) is the source of this 1848-nucleotide messenger RNA. RefSeq names its product deltex 2, E3 ubiquitin ligase (gene DTX2). Gene Ontology annotation, cellular component: nucleoplasm. Gene Ontology annotation, molecular function: zinc ion binding; ubiquitin protein ligase activity. NCBI's taxonomy places the organism in Eukaryota, Metazoa, Chordata, Mammalia, Macroscelidea, Macroscelididae. The coding region runs from base 1 to 1848 and encodes 615 amino acids. Gene Ontology annotation, biological process: protein ubiquitination; Notch signaling pathway. The record is from RefSeq and is a predicted model, not a curated record. The transcript is spliced from 9 exons.